This is a messenger RNA of Onychostoma macrolepis, 2025 nucleotides long. RefSeq names its product ring finger protein 170 (gene rnf170). NCBI's taxonomy places the organism in Eukaryota, Metazoa, Chordata, Actinopteri, Cypriniformes, Cyprinidae. The transcript is spliced from 7 exons. The record is from RefSeq and is a predicted model, not a curated record. The coding region runs from base 194 to 991 and encodes 265 amino acids. Gene Ontology annotation, molecular function: ubiquitin protein ligase activity; metal ion binding.
AUGAAGCAGUAAUCCGCGAGUUAACCGCCAUAAAACCCGAAGAAGAAGAGGAAUGCGGAACUAACCGAGUCCACAACGCUAACACACACUAACACUGAACAUUCAUCUGUGCGAAAGUGUAUUUGAAGCCUGAAACGGCAGUGUUUAUCUCAUGUGUGUGUGAGCCGCUGGCUGGAGGAUAUGCGCAGGUGUGAUGGAAGGCAGCGUGUGUUUGGACGGAUCUAUGGCUCCAGAUGAGGACUCUCUGAUUGAAGGAGUGAGCGACCCGGUCCUGCUGGUGCUGGUGCUCAGCCUCACCUUUCUGGUGGGUCUGGCGACGCUGCUCUGCAGGAACGAGCAGCAGAGGAUUCACCCGGACAAUCAGGAGCAUGUGCGUGUGGUCCGAGAGCAGCUUCAGUCAGAGCAGCUGUCGUCGUCGGAGUCCAGGCAUCAGUUUUACUCGGACAUGUCGUGUCCCGUGUGUCUGCAGCAGGCCGUUCUGCCCGUCGAGACCAACUGCGGUCAUCUGUUCUGCGGGCCGUGCAUCAUCGCGUACUGGCGUUACGGGACGUGGCUCGGAGCCAUCAACUGCCCCAUCUGCAGACAAAUGGUGACCCUGCUUUUCCCGCUUUUCCAAGACACGGGGCGCAGCGCUCAGACGCAGGACGGUCAGGUCGAACCCGCGCUGAUCCUCAGCGACAUCAACGACUACAACCGCCGCUUCUCCGGCCAGCCGCGCUCCCUGCUGGACCGUCUGAGGGACGUCCCGACGCUGCUGCGGCACGCCUUCAGGGAGAUGUUCUCCGUCGGCGGUCUCUUCUGGAUGUUCCGCAUCCGGAUCCUGCUGUGUGUGCUGGGCGCUCUGACCUACCUGGCCUCGCCGCUGGACUUCAUCCCCGAGGGCGUGGUGGGGCUGCUGGGCUUCAUGGACGACUUCUUCGUCAUCCUGCUGCUCUUCAUCUACAUCUCCAUCAUGUACCGCGAGGUGGUGACGCAGCGGCUAGCCGGAUGACCUCUGACCUCUGCUGCGCUGCUUUAGCUUCUGCUCGCUAGAGCUCUGCUGCGUCCCGCUUCAUCAGCUGAAGAGUCAACGCAUUCGUUUCAUAAGAACACUUCCCAUUAAACCUCAUGGUGUUCUGGGUUCAGCGCAGCGUGAAGAAGAAUCCAGAGUGUGAGCUGAUAAUCCAUCGAAACGUGCUGAGAGACUGUUACAGAUGUGUGUAAUAUGAUAGAGCUGGAAUACAACACACGGACUCGAGCUGCAGGUGGACGUUUGUACGUCUCACACACACACUCGCGCACACACACACACUCACACACUCACUCACUCACACACACUCACUCACUCACUCACACACUCACACACACACACACACACACACACACCUGCGUCUUCAGUCUGUCAUUUUCUCUUGACGAAGCUCCGAUGGUGUCAUUCAAACAGGGCUGAUCUCUGCAUUAAAGAAAGAGAUUCUACAAAAUGAAAUUUAGCUCCGAGUUCAUCUGUGUUUUUCUGAAGUGUUAUAAAUGAGCCUUUGUUAUAUUAGAGUUACAGAAGCAGAUAAACAGCUGGAGAACUGCAGAAUAACACGUUAAAUAAAGCACUAAGGCCGUUCUGGUGAUUUGACCAAGGCCUGCAACCUCCUGAGUCACGGUAAAAUGACUAGAAUGCAUUUUGGGAGUAUUGGAAGAAACAGCCUUAAAUCUGAAGCAGAACUUAGUUAAACGUUUGGCUUGAUUUCCACUGCGUUUCAGAGCUCAUUCCCCCCCUUCAUGUUUAAUUAUGAAAAAUCACUUUCAGUCUGUUUGAGCUUCUCUGAAUCUGUGCCUGAAGCAGAAGAAGAGCCGGGAACAGCAUACACACAGGUUUGUUUACAAUACAGUCCCUUCAUUUAUCCUUCUCACGUUCAGCCCCAGAAAACUGUUUAUGAUUCAACACCGUGUUCUUUGGCUCUGUUGAGCAGAGACGGGAGCGGGAUCAUAGAGGCAAACUCCUCCCCUUUCAGUGACAACACAUCUUUAGAUCAAAAAACAAGGGUCAAUAAA